Medicago truncatula (barrel medic) is the source of this 1516-nucleotide messenger RNA. Its product is annotated as 7-dehydrocholesterol reductase. The record is from RefSeq and is a predicted model, not a curated record. NCBI's taxonomy places the organism in Eukaryota, Viridiplantae, Streptophyta, Magnoliopsida, Fabales, Fabaceae. Gene Ontology annotation, cellular component: endoplasmic reticulum membrane. Gene Ontology annotation, molecular function: 7-dehydrocholesterol reductase activity. Gene Ontology annotation, biological process: brassinosteroid biosynthetic process; sterol biosynthetic process. The coding region runs from base 8 to 1324 and encodes 438 amino acids. The transcript is spliced from 13 exons.
AUCGAAAAUGGUGGAAUCGAAGAAGAAGACCGAAACGGUACAUUCACCACUCGUCACAUAUGCUUCUAUGAUAUCUCUUCUCACACUUGCUCCUCCUUUCGUCAAUCUACUAUGGUAUACAAUGACGGCUAUGGAUGGAUCAAUUUUGAAGACAUUUGAUUAUUUGAACAAUAAUGGUUUACAAGGUUUUGUUAAUCUAUGGCCUAAACCAACACUUCUCUCUUUCCAAAUUAUAGCUGUUUAUGCUGUAUUUGAAGCUACACUUCAGCUUCUUCUUCCUGGGGAAACUGUUUACGGUCCUAUUUCUCCCACCGGUAAUCGCCCUGUCUAUAAGGCAAAUGGUGUUGCUGCAUAUUUAGUUACUUUGGUUACUUACAUUGCACUUUGGCGGUUUGGGAUAUUCAACCCAACAAUCGUUUAUGAUCAUUUGGGGGAGAUAUAUUCCACACUCAGCUUUGGGAGCUUUAUCUUUUGUAUUUUCUUAUACAUAAAAGGUCAUUUGGCACCAUCUUCUACUGAUUCUGGUUCAAGUGGGAACAUAAUCAUCGAUUUUUACUGGGGUAUGGAGCUCUAUCCACGCAUUGGAAAAUAUUUUGACAUAAAAGUUUUCACAAACUGCAGAUUUGGAAUGAUGUCGUGGGCUGUUCUGGCACUUACUUACUGCAUAAAGCAGUAUGAAGAAAAUGGGAAGGUAGCUGACUCAAUGCUUGUAAAUACUACAUUAAUGCUGGUGUAUGUUACCAAGUUUUUCUGGUGGGAAGCUGGAUACUGGAACACAAUGGAUAUUGCACACGAUCGAGCUGGAUUUUAUAUUUGCUGGGGCUGUUUGGUUUGGGUUCCAUCAGUGUAUACAUCUCCUGGAAUGUACCUUGUCAACCAUCCAGUGAAUCUUGGCACCCAGCUAGCACUCUUUAUUUUAGUGGCUGGCAUUAUGUGCAUAUACAUCAAUUAUGAUUGUGACAGGCAAAGACAAGAGUUUCGUAGGACAAAUGGAAAAAGCUUGGUCUGGGGAAAAGCUCCAUCUAAGAUAGAAGCCUCAUAUACCACUGCUUCCGGGGAAACAAAAAGAAGCCUUCUUUUAACCUCUGGAUGGUGGGGAUUAGCUCGUCAUUUUCAUUAUGUACCUGAAAUACUAGCUGCAUUCUUCUGGACAGUCCCAGCUCUUUUCAAUCACUUCUUGCCUUACUUCUACGUGAUAUUUCUUAUUAUCCUUCUUUUUGAUCGAGCAAAAAGGGAUGAUGAUCGAUGCAGAUCCAAGUAUGGAAAGUACUGGAAACUCUAUUGCGACAGGGUACCUUACAGAAUCAUUCCAGGAAUAUAUUGAUGAUGACGUGUCUGGAAUUCUAUCCUUCACUUGGUGCCAUGUUUACCUAUUUUUGUUUACUGCCUCUGCCACUUAAGAUGCAAUGGUAAACUUUAGCUGUAAGAAAUAAUUCAGUAAUUAUUGAACCUUAUUUUGUAAGCGAAUGUUAUGAUUUAAAAUGGUUCUCGAGCUGUUUAUCAAUUAUGCUUUAAA